UGUGUCAUCUGUAUCAGCGCCAAAGCAACAAUGCAGACAUUUCCAUGCGGUCAUAAAGUAGUCUGUCGUAAGUGUUUCGUCCGAACCAUCCAAAUGGCAGUUUCGCAGAGAGUUCUGCCUCUCAGGUGUGUUAUAUGCAGAGCAAAAAUACUUCGACUCAAACAGUCCGCUCCAGGUAAAGUCCAUCAUCUUCCGUCCUCCGCUAUCUACAAGAAUGCGCGCCCUAUAGCAUCGGUACUUCAAGAGACGAAAGAUUUACCGGAGGCCAUGUUGGAUAUUGCUAACAGUCCUAUAUUGCCACCUACUAAGUUCUGUCGUCAGAAACUUUGGAAUAAUAAAGUAGCAGAUAUACCUCAACCCAUAUCUCCGGCUGCUCCUACAGUCGAACGCCAAGUAUACAGUAGAUCAAAUAGAUACAGUCAAGCUGCUCCUGCUUACGUUCACCAGAAACGACAUCACCACAAUAGGCAACCCAUCAGGAAACCAUCUGCGCUUCUUCCCAUACCAGAAUUGGAAGAAUUCGAUCUGUUAGAAAAAAUUUAG
Molecule: messenger RNA, 543 nt
Organism: Centruroides sculpturatus (bark scorpion)
Lineage: Eukaryota; Metazoa; Arthropoda; Arachnida; Scorpiones; Buthidae
Exons: 2
Source: RefSeq, a predicted model, not a curated record